Molecule: messenger RNA, 810 nt
Organism: Torulaspora delbrueckii
Lineage: Eukaryota; Fungi; Ascomycota; Saccharomycetes; Saccharomycetales; Saccharomycetaceae
Gene: MTW1
Product: MIND complex subunit MTW1
Exons: 1
Coding region: 1-810 (269 amino acids)
Biological process (GO): mitotic sister chromatid segregation; kinetochore assembly; protein localization to kinetochore
Cellular component (GO): nucleus; chromosome, centromeric region
Source: RefSeq, a predicted model, not a curated record
AUGUCGGCACCAACGAUGAACUCGACAUCUGUGCUCACAGAACAUUUACAAUACCCUGCGAUAUCACUCGUGGAUGAUAUUAUCAAUGCAGUAAAUGAGAUUAUGUACAGAUGUACAGCAGCGAUGGAGAAGUACCUGCUGGAGAGAAGCGUUGUUGAUGGAGAGGAUUACACAGAAGAAGUUAGGGUUGGGAUUGCCAAGUUAGAGACCUUGUUGGAGAGCUCAGUGGAUAAGAAUUUUGACAAGUUAGAGUUAUAUGUGUUGCGUAACGUCUUACGCAUACCGCAGGAAUUAUUGGAUGCCAAUGUCUUCCGACUGGCGCACCAACGAGACUUUGAGGUGAUAGAUGACUCACAGUGGGAAGCCAGUGGACGAGAUUUGCAAGAGAAAAUACGACAGAUCGAAUCUGCGUUCAAUUUACACCAGCAACUUAUGAAACAAAUCCGUGCGACUCGUGCCUUGCACAGCGAUGUACUAAAAUUUAAGAAAUCGUUGGUUAAAGUACUCGAAUGUCGGGAUUCUUCAUUGAGACCCGUGUUUGAUUCAUUAAAACCCGUGGACGACUCACUCAGACUCAUCACAACUCAAUUGCGCCAACUAUACGUGGAGAGCGAAGAGUACGGUUCACAAGAACGAAUCGACUCGAUCACAUCUCGGGCCCAAUCAAAUCGCACAACACUCAAGUCCCGCUCUCACUACAUUGAUACGAGAGCCAGAGCGAUAUUGAACAACUCAACGACCACUUACGAGUCAAGACCCUCUAGAAUCGAGAUCCAGGACCCUGACCUUUCACAGCUCGACAUCACGUGA